This is a messenger RNA of Mollisia scopiformis, 3027 nucleotides long. RefSeq lists its product as uncharacterized. NCBI's taxonomy places the organism in Eukaryota, Fungi, Ascomycota, Leotiomycetes, Helotiales, Mollisiaceae. The record is from RefSeq and is a predicted model, not a curated record. The coding region runs from base 386 to 2674 and encodes 762 amino acids. The transcript is spliced from 2 exons.
GGCGCCUUCUCCAUCCCACCAAAGCCGCGGCCCUGAACCAGGAUUGAUGAUGUAGAUGCUCGUUGUCUAUUCAUGACCGUCUGUCAACAAUACAAGGCACAGGCUUACCCAUAUCUCAAAAUUCACACCCGAACUUUUUUGUUACGCCUGUUCUCGCAUCUUCAAACAUCCUUCACCUGUAAUUCUCCACUCUACUCUGAAUCCCACUCCCAUCGCAGCCUCGUAUGAUCAAUACGAGUACGGAAUCCACGGCUUUUCUCUGCAUUUCCAUCCUAUUGACAAAUCCUCCCCCCAAGCCGCUCACUCCUGCGAUUCCGCUGAUUCCCUACAUGCGAUCACUCCCAUAUAUGCUCCCUCCUACCCUCUCCUCAGUCAGCAAAACACAAUGGCAGCCCUCCACGAUGCCCUCAAAACUCUGGGUCCGAUAGACUUCACCGAAACUCCUCUAGACGACCUCAAACCCUUCCUCACGCACGCUUUCAGCCACGGACAAUUGAUUGUUGAUUCUGUGCCCAUUCCCGCGCCUGCCGAUGACUCCGGCGCUCUCGAUGGGCGGUCGCGCGCCAGUUCUACGGCUUCGAAUGCCAGUGAGAUCUCUGUAUCGUCUGCGAGGUCGGAUCCGCCGCCGUCGGAUGUAGAGGCGCUGCAGAAGGAAUGGAAACAGGUGAAGAUGAAUCCGAGGGACAAUCCGCUGGGGAUGAAUGUUUAUAAGCUUGGGGGCAAAGAUGGAAAGGGGGCGUGGUUUGCGAGGAGGAGCGUUCAUGAGGGGUUGGGGUUCACGAAGUGGAAGAAGGCGCUUGAAUUGGAAUUCCCCGAGACGAUGAAGGUGCAGGGCGGACCGGGAGAAGGCAAUAUUCGUGGAAUUGGUGGAGAGAGAAGAGUGGCAUAUAAGGAUAUAGAGGGUGUGGGGAAGGUGGAAGUAUACCUACUUUCAGCACAAUUCCCUGGACCAACCACACCACGAGACUUCGUCACGAUGUUCAUUACUUCUGAUCAAGCGUUAUCGGAUCACACAGGAGGGGAGAAAGAAGUACCAAGACAUUUCAUGGUUCUUUCGAGGCCAUGUAGUCACCCAGAUACCCCUCCACGAGAUGGAUUUAUAAGAGGAUACUACGAAUCAGUUGAAUUCAUUCGGGAAAUUCCAAUAAAGAAACCACCCAAGAAAUCCGCAUCUACCACCAAUCUGCCGUCCCAGAGUGGAAGGCAAAGAUCAGCAUCAACGCUGAGCAGAGAUGUCAUGUUACGGAAUGCUAGGAAACAUUCUCCUCCAGAAAGUGAAAAUGGAUCUCCAACUCCCGAAACAGAAGCUACCCAGAGUGAAGGUCGAGCGCGGGGUCAUACCAUUUCUUUUGAUAAAUCAAGAGGAUCAGAUGCCAAAGGUGAAAGCAUGGAUGUACCAAAAGAGGAAGACGACUGUGAAACCAAUCCCAUAGAGUGGAUAAUGAUUACGCGAAGCGACCCCGGCGGAAGCGUGCCACGAUUUAUGAUUGAACGAGGGACUCCCAAUGGAAUAGUACAAGAUGCGAGCAAGUUCUUGAACUGGGCCUGUGCUAAGGAUAUGGAUGAUUUCGAGAGUGACGGUGAAGAGGAAGACGACUCUUCAACAGUAGAAGGUGACGAAAGGGAUGAGCUGGCUCGAAAACAUGACCAUAAACAUCAUCACGGGCAGGUCAGCUUGCACAAUUAUCAGACCAACGGCCACCUGGCUGGAAUCGAGGAAGCAGAAACUCCCAAGAGCGAAGUUCCUCCUCCAACAUAUCCCGAGGCCGCGGAUCAACAUACCAAUGGUGGACUUUACGGUGCAGCUCUCGGCGCCGCAACAGCAGCAGCGGGUUACAUUGCAUCGCACACCCCUCAAGUUAUCACAGAUCAUCUGUCUGGCCAAGUAAACCCAUAUCCAGGUAACCAAGAGACGUCCCCACGCCGAGAAUCCGUCUCUUCAAUAGAAAGCGCUUCCUCUGUUGGCUCUUUCGCUUCAGCACUAGAGAACAACGACUCCACUCAAAACCUCGGUGAAAAUGACGGCUCCUCGUUGAAAUCGUCGCAAACGACCUCUUCUCUAGCAGUCAAUCGUACCCUCGCUGCGCAGGACAAAGAGCUCCAGAAGCUGGAAGAGAAGAAAAAGAAGAUCGAUGAGAAGCUAAACAAGGCGCGAGAAAAGGAGAUUAGCAAAAAGAGCGAGGAUAAGGAAAAAGAGGAAGAAGCUCUGAAGAAAGCGGAAGAGAAGCACAAGUUGGAAGUGAAGAAGCAAGAAGAGAAGUACAGGAAGGAAGUCGAGAAGCUGGAAAAGAAAAAGGAGAAAGAGGAAAAGAAGGCGGAGGAGCGGAAAAAGAAAACAGCAGAGAAGGACGAGAGGACUAAGAUGCUGCGAGAGUUGGAGGAGUUGAAAGCCGAAGUCGGCGUGCUGAGGAAAGAAAAGGAGAUUCUGAGAGGUCAGGUGGGAGAUCUGCAGGCUGAGAAUACGGCGCUCGCUGCGAGGGUGGGUCGAUUGGGUAUUCAGGGCGAGGAAGUCUUGAAAGAUGUCAGAGCCGAGGUCAACAGGACGGGAAGAUCGCGAGCAAGUAGCUUGAAGGCGAUGGCUAUUCGACCUUCCAAUUUCGUGAGGAGUAGUACGAGCCUGGAUAAAGAGGAAAACGCGGUGCCUGCAGUUGAAACUGGGAACGGGAGUACAUGAUGUUUAUGUUUGAAUGACAUAGGGUUGAAAGGCGUUGCAUAGCAUGGAAUCGGGUCGGUCUCUUAUCUAUUCCAGCGAUAGAAAUAUGGGAUCUGGAUGGUCUUAAUAGCGAAAAUACAAGCAUGGCGAAGUUUUCUGGAUUUGACUAAGUCCUUCAUAUGACAGUGAUCCGAUUUUCAUUGUGUGCAUGGCCAAGUCAUGCCUGGUUUGUUUUGUUCUCGUUGCAAUCUAAACUUUAGCGAGAGCACACACAAAACAAGAGCUUUUUUUGACUUCAACAAAACCUCGAAAAAUCUUGAAAGCCAAAAAAAUAGGGUUUGAAAAAAAAAAGGGAAAACAUCCUUAACCAUUCC